UUAAACUUCAACGCUCCAGAGCCCUGAGCAUUUCAUUUCCUGGUCUUCAUCAUAUACAUAUACUUACUGCAUUUCUUCUGUUCCAAUUUCACAACCCUCAACUAUUUGAGAAGAAAUCAAAUCCAAUUUCUCACUCUAAGGCACGCAUUCUCCCUAAUACAUUAUAUUCAUCUUCAUACUAUUUCAGCAAGCUUUAAUUUGGGAGCUGGGAUGAUUCCUUUUAAGUUGCUCGACUCUCAUACAAAGGUGAGAAGCUGAAGGUGAUCAUGAAGGACUCAACAAUGGUCAAACCAGCAAAACCCACACCAGCAAAGAGGCUGUGGAACUCCAACUUGGAUUUGAUAGUGGGCAGAAUCCAUCUGUUGACUGUGUAUUUCUACAAGCCAAACGGGUCCCCAAAUUUCUUUGAUUCAAAGGUGAUGAAGGAGGCUCUCAGCAAUGUUCUGGUCUCAUUUUACCCCAUGGCUGGGAGGUUGGCUAGGGAUGAGGAAGGGAGGCUGGAGAUUGACUGUAAUGGUGAAGGGGCUCUGUUUGUUGAGGCUGAAAGUGAUGCCACCAUUGAUGACUUUGGUGACUUUGUCCCAAGUUUGGAGCUUAGAAAGUUCAUUCCUUCUGUUGAUACUUCUGGGGAUAUCUCUUCUUUCCCACUAGUCAUUUUCCAGGUAACACGAUUCAAGUGUGGUGGAGUGUGUCUUGGAACGGGGGCGUUUCACACACUGUCUGAUGGAGUAUCCUCCCUCCAUUUCAUCAACACCUGGUCAGAUGUGGCUCGUGGCCUCGCUGUUGCAGUCCCACCAUUCAUUGACCGCACCCUCCUUCGUGCCAGGGACCCUCCGACCCCAGCGUUCGCACACAGUGAGUAUGACCACCCUCCCAAGCUCCUGUCAUUACCCGAAGCCAAAUGCGCCCCUAACGCCAACACCGCCAUGCUCAAAAUCACCCAAGACCAACUUGUUCAUCUCAAGAGCAAGUCCAAACAUGAGGGUAGCACAUAUGAGAUCCUAGCAGCCCACAUAUGGCGGUGUGUUUGCAAGGCCCGCGGACUGCCCGACGACCAACCAACAAAGCUCUAUGUUGCCACCGAUGGGCGGUCCCGCCUUUGCCCUCCUCUUCCACCGGGCUAUUUAGGUAAUGUGGUUUUCACAGCUACACCAAUGGCCGAAUCGGGAAGUCUCCAAACUGAACCACUCACAAACUCAGCGAAGAGAAUCCACUCCGCGUUGGCUAGGAUGGACGAUGGGUACCUGAGGUCAGCCCUCGACUUCUUGGAAUGCCAAAAGGAUUUGUCCAAACUCGUGCGCGGCUCAACCUACUUUGCAAGUCCCAACCUAAACAUCAACAGCUGGACUAGGUUGCCCGUUCACGAGUCGGAUUUCGGUUGGGGAAGACCGGUCCACAUGGGGCCAGCCUGCAUUUUGUAUGAGGGGACGGUGUACAUAUUGCCCAGCCCGAACAAGGACAGGACGUUGACCUUAGCGGUGUGUUUGGAUGCUGAACAUUUGCCACUCUUCAAGAAACUCUUAUAUGAUAUAUAAUCCAAACUUCCCAACAGUGUGAUGAUAGAACCGUUUUUGGAUUUAACUAUAGUGUUUCCUUCCCACGUCCCUUUUUGUCUCUGCCUUCAAAAAAUAAGUGCUACCUCUAUGAUAUGAUAGGAAGGAAUAUGUAUCUCUUCAAUUCUUCAUCCAUCCAUCCAUGUUUUUUUGCAAUAAUAGAACUACUUCUGUUAUUCCACUUCAUCUACGUCUAUUACUAGGUACUUCUUAUAUGAUACGAAGGAAUAUGUAUCUCUUCAAUCUCAUUUAAAACAAAAGCUGGUGCUAAAAUAGUGUAUUGGAGCCCAAUGCCUGAUUGGGUCUAGGGUGAUACGGUUAUGGUUUUUCUUGGAACCGACAUUUUAUCAAAGAAUCGGAAUCAGAUGGUUCUUGAUCUGAGACUAGAAAUGACAAAAAACAGACAAUGAAGAAAUCAGUUUGGGAGCAGAGUAUAAAAUAAAACUGGUUGUCUUUUCAUAAACUUAUGCAACUUGAAUAACAAGAUUUAACGGGGAACUGUUCACAAUACAAGGAAAAACACAAUUUCAUGGGUCAGGAGUCAGGACUCCGGAUUGCGGGGAGCACUGGAGCCUCGAAUCCAACGUGCACAUAUUUCUCAAUUUACCUGAGCACGAUUUUGACGAGCAAACUACAAUGGGGGAUGUGCGUAAUUUUCACAUUUGACAUUUCACUUUGACCAUCUCCAACAGUUUACGCCAUUUUUUACACUAAAAUGGUGUAAACAUCACAUCAUACAGUAUUUUAUCUCCAACAGUUUACACCAUUUUCAUCACCAAAAAGGAAUAUUCCAUUUUUAUUCUUUUUACUAACUUUUUACCAUUCUUAUAUUUAAGUAUCUAAUUAUCAUAUAUUUAUACAUUAGCCCCUCAUUUAAUAUUUUGAAAUUUCACACAUUAUUUUACACAUACAAACU
This is a messenger RNA of Cuscuta epithymum, 2469 nucleotides long. The record is from the annotation of a GenBank genome assembly. Lineage: Eukaryota; Viridiplantae; Streptophyta; Magnoliopsida; Solanales; Convolvulaceae.